This is a messenger RNA of Eurypyga helias (sunbittern), 695 nucleotides long. It is a transcript of the gene FAHD1, whose product is annotated as fumarylacetoacetate hydrolase domain containing 1. Lineage: Eukaryota; Metazoa; Chordata; Aves; Eurypygiformes; Eurypygidae. Gene Ontology annotation, molecular function: acetylpyruvate hydrolase activity. The record is from RefSeq and is a predicted model, not a curated record. Gene Ontology annotation, cellular component: mitochondrion. The coding region runs from base 24 to 695 and encodes 223 amino acids. The transcript has a single exon.
GGGGGAAGGAGACCCGCUGUGCCAUGGCCUCCUCCAAACCCCUGGCCCGCUUCUGGGAGUGGGGCAGGAAUAUCGUGUGCGUGGGACGCAACUACGCGGAGCACGCCCAGGAGCUGGGGAACGCGCCGCCGCGGGAGCCCCUCUUCUUCCUCAAGCCCUCCUCGGCCUACGUGCGCGAAGGGUCGCCCAUCCUCCGGCCCUACUACUGCAACAACCUGCACCACGAAGUGGAGCUGGGGGUGGUCAUCGGGCAGCGGGCCCAGGCCGUGUCCCAGGCCGCCGCCAUGGAGCACGUGGCGGGCUACGCCCUGUGCUUGGACAUGACGGCCAGGGACACCCAGGAGGAGUGCAAGAAGAAGGGUCUGCCCUGGACCUUGGCCAAGGGCUUCCGUUCGUCGUGCCCCGUCAGUGACUUUGUCCCCAAGGAGAAGAUCCCAGACCCUCACAACCUGAAAAUCUGGCUGAAGGUGAACGGAAAGCUGAGGCAGGAGGGGGAGACCUCCUCGAUGAUCUUCUCCAUCCCUUACCUGAUCAGCUACAUCAGCGAAAUACUCACCCUGGAAGAAGGGGACUUGAUUCUGACGGGGUCUCCCAAAGGAGUGGGGUCUGUGCAGGCCAACGACGAGAUAGAGGCUGGGAUAAGCGACAUCCUCUCCAUGCGGUUUAAGGUGGCACAGCAAACGCGUGGAUCCUGA